UUGUUAACACCAUGGAAAAGAGUAGUACAUUCAGAUCACAAGAUCAGAAACCACCCCAUGUAGCCAUAUUCCCAUCCCCAGGCAUGGGUCAUCUAAUCCCAGUAGUCGAGCUCGCAAAACGACUCGUCGUACACCACAACAUCAACGUCACUUUCAUCGUCCCAAACGACGGUUCAACCAUGGAACCUCAAAAGAAACUCCUUCAAGCCCUACCCAAGCCCAUGAUAUCCUCCAUUUUUCUUCCCCAAAUGAGCUUCGACGACCUUCCUGCUGACUCGGUAAACGAGACUCGGAUCGCACUCAGUGUGACUCGGUCCGUCCCGGCUCUACGACAGUCUUUGAAGGCCUUGACCGAGUCAACUCGGUUGGUGGCUCUUGUCGUUGAUAUGUUCUGUCUAGACGCCUUUGAUGUGGCAAAAGAGUUUAAUGUUUUGCCCUACAUGUUCACAUUUUACAAUGCCUUGGUGUUGUCAUUGGCGUUUCAUUUGCCGAAGCUUGACGAAACGACAACGUGCGAGUACAAGGACUUGCCUAAACCGGUCAAAUUGCCCGGGUGCGUGCCGGUCCAUGGACGAGAUCUCGGGGACCCGGCUCAAGACAGAAAGCAUACGAUCUAUAAAGUGCUCCUUAACAUAUCUAAACGGUCUUAUGAGGCUGCGGGGAUCAUAGUAAACAGCUUUCUUGAUUUGGAACCGGGUGCUUUAAAGGCUUUGAAAGAAGGAUUCUACAAUAACCCACCGGUUUACCCAGUCGGACCGGUGGUUCAGACCGGUUCAUCCUCUUCUGAUCCGUGCUUGAGCUGGUUGGACAAGCAGCCAAAAGGGUCGGUUCUGUUCGUUUCAUUUGGUAGCGGUGGGACCCUCUCUCAAGACCAAAUGACCGAAUUAGCCCUGGGCCUUGAGAUGAGUGGAGCCCGGUUUUUUUGGGUUGCGAAAAGCCCACAUGAGAAAACAGCAGCGCGUUUCUUUAGCGUCGAGAGCAAUGAAGACCCUUUUGAUUACUUACCAAAAGGGUUCUUGGAAAGGACCAAAGAUGUGGGUUUGGUGGUGAGCACUUGGGCACCGCAGGUUCAGGUCCUGAGCCAUGGUUCGACCGGCGGGUUCUUGUCACAUUGCGGUUGGAACUCAGCACUUGAGAGCAUUGUUCAUGGGGUGCCUUUAAUUGCUUGGCCUUCGUAUGCUGAGCAAAGAACAAACGCGGUUUUGCUAGCUGAUGACGUGAAAGUGGCUAUUAGAGUCAAAGUCAACGAUAAAGGCUUGGUGGGGCGUGAAGAGAUUAGUGGGCGUGUGAGGGAGUUGAUGGAAGGGGAAUUAGAAGGGAAGUUGAUAAGGGCGAGAGUGAAAGAAUUGAAAGACAAGGCUUGUUUGGCUUUGAGCAAAGAAGGGUCUUCUACCAAAUCACUUGCGGAGAUUGCUCAAGUGUGGGUGAAUAAUUGCCAGCCUUAAGAAUAGAUUGCCAUAUCAAUAUGUCUAUGAUGAUAAU
Morus notabilis is the source of this 1482-nucleotide messenger RNA. RefSeq names its product hydroquinone glucosyltransferase. Gene Ontology annotation, molecular function: UDP-glycosyltransferase activity. Lineage: Eukaryota; Viridiplantae; Streptophyta; Magnoliopsida; Rosales; Moraceae. Bases 12 to 1445 code for a protein of 477 amino acids. The record is from RefSeq and is a predicted model, not a curated record. The transcript has a single exon.